Messenger RNA from Puccinia graminis f. sp. tritici CRL 75-36-700-3, 1833 nucleotides. RefSeq lists its product as uncharacterized. Bases 1 to 1779 code for a protein of 592 amino acids. The record is from RefSeq and is a predicted model, not a curated record. The transcript has 4 exons. Lineage: Eukaryota; Fungi; Basidiomycota; Pucciniomycetes; Pucciniales; Pucciniaceae.
AUGAGUUGCUCACUAAGACUGCUCAAAUCCCUCUCUCAUCUCUAUCUUGUCCACAGCUAUUAUUUCUUUGGUGGUGUCAGUAGCGUCCAAGCGGAUGUCGCCGAAGUCCAAGAACACGAGCAUCAACAGGAAGACGGAGAUAUGGUCAAAGACAUGGUAUCUAAAGCAACCAGAAGAAUGAAGAAAAUUCAACCAGAACCACCAAACAACAACACAUCCCAACCGCCUAACAAGAACACAUCCCAAGGAGGUUCGACCGGCGGAGCAGACUCGGCAAGCGCGAACAACGGCCAAAGCGCUUUGGAAGAACUGAGCGUUACACAAACAGAACACUUAAGUAUUGCGGAAGGAUCGAAAGAUAAAGGUCCUACCUCUGCGAGCAGUAGCACUGAAGACGCCAUAAACGAUGCAGCGUCGAAAGAUAAUGAAGUAGUCGAAGUACAAUUGACUAAAGAUAAACAAUCAGAUACAGUAACCGCGUACCGUAAUUUGUUAUCAAGACGAGAAUCGGAUGGGCCUUUGCUAGUAGUGAAUAAAGCCCCCGACCUGCACACACCGCGAUCGGUUUUGCAAUCCCUAACAGACAGAGAAAAACUGUGGGAGAAGAUCGUUGAAUCAAAAUUAGCAAACGACGAAGCGAAUGCAGACUUCCUGCUCAGAAUCUAUCUCUCGCUCCCAAAAGAAGAAAUCACCAAGACUCUACGCGUCCCAGUGGAGUUAUCAGAACUGCGCUCCACAUCGGCAGACGUGGCAAUCCCUACUCAAAGAGCUAAUUCAGUAGAUAAGACUGUUCAAUUCAUAAAAGGCUCAGUUCCCAACCAUUGCGAUAUAGGCUUCACUCCUUUCUUUGACAAGAACAUCCGAGAGUUCAAAGGGCCACUACCCUUGACUAUCUUUGAUAGGGAGUGGCAAGAAGAUGCGGUCAAUUUUCACUCCGGCAAGAAAUCUAAGUCGGAUGAGAAAGACGGGGUAUACACGGGGUACGAAUACCCAAACGAGUGGUCGCAAUCCUUUAGCGCUUGGUCCAACAACUUCAGGAGUUUUCUCAUGACUUAUCGAGACAUUUACAAGAUACCAGAAUUUGCAGAGUGGAUUGUGGCACACAAAGCAAACAUUGACGAAAUCAUCGCCAACGAGGGGUUCCUAACCGGUUUCAGAUAUGACAUGAUCAUACAAGCAAACACAUUUGCGUACAGAGUCGAAACGUCCAAUGGAGCUUCAGUCGUCGACAUUUCCGUGAUGCGCAAAGAUGUACAAGAGAAAGCGUGGGCAGUGACGAGAAAGUUAGACGAACUUGAUUUCAAAGAUAACCCAUAUGCGCAAGGAGGAAUUAAAGCAGGUUUUGAUCCGAAGACUGGCAGACCUAAGAUUGGCAAGAAUCACAAAUCUUUCACCGAUGCGAGCCCGUACUCGUCGGGGCCGAACUCUAGCGGAUACGGUAACUCGUCAAGAGGCAGAGGAGGUUUCAGGAAGAAGAGUUUUGGGCGAGGGGGCUAUGGUUACGAAAAUGGUCCGGACGACCGACGAGACGAAGAUUUUCGAGGAUGGGGUGAUAGGAGGUUUAACAAUCAACAUAGAUUUGGGGGUCAAGAUAAUUACACCCAAAACCGAUUCUCGCAUAAUCAAGGCUACUCAGGGAAUCAAGCGUAUAAUAAGGAUGAAGGUUAUAAAUCUCAUCCAGCUCCAGCGCCAAACACUUUCAGAAACAACCACCAAAAUAAAGACCUAGCUAUGAAAGGAAGCGGGAAAAGAGAGCAAAAGGAUGGGAAAGACUUGUAGGUUGAAUUAUUCCCUGAUCGGUUGCCUGUGACCUCUGUUUGUAUUUGAGACUGG